This is a messenger RNA of Lodderomyces parapsilosis, 1374 nucleotides long. RefSeq lists its product as uncharacterized. The record is from RefSeq and is a predicted model, not a curated record. The transcript has a single exon. NCBI's taxonomy places the organism in Eukaryota, Fungi, Ascomycota, Pichiomycetes, Serinales, Debaryomycetaceae. Bases 1 to 1374 code for a protein of 457 amino acids.
AUGUCAUCAUCAUCAUCUUCCAACCGUAAUCCAUCAUCAGGAACAUCUUCCGGUGUUCAUGUACACAACAAUUCCUCCGAUGUCAAUGCAAAUGCUACACAACCCAAAAUUGAAGAAAUUGUCGAUGAUGAUGAUGAUGUUACAACUGACGCCAAUGAAGAAGAAAUUGCAUUUUUAGAUGUAUACGUUCGUUUCAAUCAAGAUUCAGAAAGGGAUUAUUGUUUCCAAAUUAAUACCAAGACGACGUUUGGCGAUUUGUUCAAGAUUUUCGAAACAUUGCCAAUUGCAUUACGACCAAGUGUGUUUUAUCAUACCCAACCUAUUGGAUUUCAAAAAUCCACUGCUCCUGGAUACUUGACCGAGGAUGGGAAUUUUUUGUUUGAAGAUGAUGCUGCCAAACAAGUGUCUUCCAUUAUUCCCAAGGAAGAAUUGGUUAAUGUUCAUGUAUGGCCAGGUCAAUUGAUUUUACCAGUUUGGAAAUUUGAUUAUUUCACUUGGUAUUCAAUUCUUGGGUUAUUGGCAAUUUGGUUGUAUACUGAUUUACCCGAUUUUAUUAGUCCUACUCCUGGUAUUUGUUUAACUAAUCAUGCUACUAGAUUAAUGGCAUAUGUUGCCAAAUCAACUGGGUUUGUCAAUGUUGAACGUGCAUUGCUUAAAGAUUUAGAAGAUCCAGUGGAUGUGUUGUUGCAAUGUUUCUUUUUUGGAAUCCAUAUUGUUAAAGUUGUUGUCAUCUUUUUGUUUUUGUUUUCUGGUGCAUUCAAUCCAAUGAAACUUUUCCGUUUACCAGGAAGUGUUAAAUUGAAUGUAAGUCAAGAUGAAUUGGUUGCAUUGGGUUGGACAGGAACUAGGAAAGCUACUAUUGAUGAAUACAAGGAUUUCUACAGAGAAACCAAGAUUAAAGAGUAUGGAGGAAUGGUUCCUGCUCAUCAAAAGGGUUUGUUCAAUACAAUUAGACAUUUGGGUGUUCAUUUGAGCCAAGGCGAAGGUUACAAUACCCCAUUGACUAAAGAGUAUAUGGAAACCACCAUGAAGCAAUUGGAAAAGGAAGCUAAAAAGAACCCCAAAGAAUUUAAAUUACAUUUGAAUUAUGAAUGGUUUGCUGGCUUGGGAUACACAUUUGCUAAAUUUGCUGAUGGGUUGGAUACGAAACAAACUGCUGAUUUGAUCAAACAAUUUAGAAGGUAUGGAUUGUUUUACAGUGACCCAGUGUUUAGUGCCAUUAUAAAUGCCAGAAAACAUCAAGAUCCACAAAUAGCUCAGGAUAUUGCCGAUUUACCGCAACCUAAAAAAACGGAGACCAAAGAACCAACUGAAGCCGAAAUCAAGGAGACUAUCGAUGCAGCUAUCAAACAAACCAAAGAGGAGACAAAUUAA